AUGGGUUCCAACUCUGUGGUUCCAUCCUUCAUGUUUCGAUCGCCCAAGAUUACAGUUGAAAGUUUCAAAUAUAUCACUGAAGUGAAAAAGGCAGAUGCUUUCUUAAGGAAACGGAUCAAAGAAGGAGAUUUGCAAGCAACUUUCUUAUUGGGACAACUCUACUUUGAAGAGGGAUGCUAUGAAACAGCUUUUGAAGAGUUUAACAAAAUUAAAGGCACAGACUUCCAAGCUCUCUAUCAGCUUGGCGUGAUGUAUUACGAUGGCUUAGGCAUUAAGGAGAAUCCUGAAUUGGGUGUGGAAUAUAUGAACAGAAUCAUAAACUCUGAUGAUCCAGGAGCACAACAUUUGAAAUUUGUAGCAUAUUACAACUUGGGCAGAGCUUCCUUCGAAGGAUUUGGUAUCCGACAGAGUAAUAUAGAAGCUGAGAGACUAUGGCUUCUUGCUGCAGAUGAUGGUAACUCAAAAGCAAGCGUGAAAGCCCAAUCUGUUCUGGGAUUGUUCUACUGCAGACCAGAAUCACAGGAUUUGCAAAAGGCAUUCUUUUGGCAUUCUGAAGCCUGUGGCAAUGGAAGUCUAGAGUCUCAGGGUGCAUUGGGCUUACUGUACCUCACUGGACAGGGUAUUCGUAAGGACGCACACUCAGCUUGGGUUUGCCUGAAGGGAGCAUCAAGCAGAGGCAAUGUUUAUGCUCAAGGUCACCUAGUUGCUUACUUCUACAGUCGUAAACUAUACCAUAGCACUGUUGAACUUGCUCAAAGGGUUGCUCAAUAUGACAAUAUCCCACAAAUAGCAAAAGAAACUGAUUGUCUGCCAUCUUACAUAGCAAAGGGUAUCGCCAUGGCUGCUUUCUACUACGCCAGAUGUCUACAGUUGGGUUUAGGGACAAAACAAGAUCAGGUGGAAGCCAGAAAGUACUAUUGCAGGAUAAGGAGCCUAGAAUUGGAGCUGACCUAA
Messenger RNA from Carcharodon carcharias (great white shark), 954 nucleotides. Its product is annotated as LRP2 binding protein. The transcript has 8 exons. The coding region runs from base 1 to 954 and encodes 317 amino acids. The record is from RefSeq and is a predicted model, not a curated record. Lineage: Eukaryota; Metazoa; Chordata; Chondrichthyes; Lamniformes; Lamnidae. Gene Ontology annotation, molecular function: protein binding.